This is a messenger RNA of Dioscorea cayenensis subsp. rotundata (Guinea yam), 1056 nucleotides long. RefSeq names its product lignin-forming anionic peroxidase-like. Gene Ontology annotation, molecular function: peroxidase activity; heme binding. Gene Ontology annotation, biological process: response to oxidative stress; hydrogen peroxide catabolic process. The transcript has 4 exons. The record is from RefSeq and is a predicted model, not a curated record. Lineage: Eukaryota; Viridiplantae; Streptophyta; Magnoliopsida; Dioscoreales; Dioscoreaceae. Bases 1 to 972 code for a protein of 323 amino acids.
AUGGCUUCUUGGGUUUCAAGCAUUCAUGUUGCAUGGGUUGGUGCUAUCAUGCUGUUGCUAUUGAUGUCAGCCAUGCAAACACAUGCACAGCUGACACCUACCUUCUAUGAGAAGUCCUGCCCAGCAGCACUCAAGACGAUUAGGAAGGCUGUUAGAACAGCCAUUGCCAAGGAACGUCGCAUGGCAGCCUCACUCAUUCGCCUCCAUUUCCAUGAUUGUUUUGUUCAGGGAUGUGAUGCAUCAGUUCUAUUGGAUGAUGCUCCUUCAAUCAAUAGUGAGAAAAACGCAUUCCAGAACUUCCGUUCUUUGAGAGGCUUUGAAGUGGUUGAUAGCAUAAAAGCAGCAGUUGAGAAGGUUUGCUCUGGUGUUGUUUCCUGUGCUGACAUUCUUGCCGUUGCUUCACGAGAUGCCUCUGAAUAUGUGAAUGGUCCGACGUGGACAGUGAAGCUUGGAAGAAGGGACUCCACAACAGCAAGCAAAGACUUAGCUGAGGCAGACCUGCCAAUAGCUUUCAAUGAUCUUGAUGCACAGAUCUCUUCAUUUGCUAAUCAAGGUUUAAGCGUUAGAGACAUGGUUGCUCUCUCAGGUGCUCAUACAAUAGGCCAAGCUCAAUGUGCCACCUUUAGAGGGAGGGUUUACAAUGACACUAACAUUGACGCUGGCUUUGCUAGAAUGAGGAGGAGAGGUUGUCCUGUGUCUGAUGGCAAUGGCAACUUGGCUCCUCUUGAUCUGGUGACACCCAACUCCUUUGAUAACAACUAUUUCAAGAACCUUAUCAAGAAGAAGGGACUGCUUCACUCUGAUCAGGUUCUGUUUAACGGUGGAUCCACUGAUGAUAUUGUGACUAGUUACAGCACAAACAAGGCUGCUUUCUACUCUGACUUUGCUUCUGCCAUGCUGAAGAUGGGAGACAUCAAGACUCUAACUGGGUCUUCUGGCCAAAUUAGGAAGAUCUGUAGCAUCGUUAACUGAUCAGCAUGUGGUUGAACAUUAUUCUACAUUUCAUUUGAAUUCUUUGUUGUUUAAUUGUCUAUAGUUCUUGAAAUUCUUUGUCAA